AUGAGUGAGGAAGUGACCGUUUCGUCGACAACUAGUGAUAAUGAAGAACAAAAUAACAACCUGAUAUCGGUAAAAGGUGUUACAGUUACUGAAUCAUCGGAUUAUAUAGAAGAAAACGGUGAAAAUAGUGAAUCGGAUAACAAAAGUGAAAAUGAUAGAUACGACGAUGACCACAGCGUGAUAGAUUCUUUUAUGCAAUGUACAAACGAAGAGGCGGAAGCGCGAUUAUGGGCAAAAAGGCAAGCCAGAGCCGAAGCGAGGGAAAUACGAAUGAGGGAACUAGAACGACAACAAAAAGAACAAGAAGAAAAUGCAGACAGGCAAUUCGACAUGCUAUCGUCAGAGCCGACCUCAUUGGUAAGGACCCCGAGAAGUGCUGGAAAUCGAUACUUGUCCAGCCGAAGAAGCUCAGAAGAUUCUUUGGAAGAUGGAGGAAGUUUAAGAGAAUUAAGGCACGAAUUGAAAGAAGUCGAGGAUAAAUUUCGAAAAGCGAUGAUAGCCAAUGCUCAGUUGGAUAACGACAAAACUGCGCAGACGUAUCAACUAGAACUGUUGAAAGAUAGACUGGAAGAAUUAGAAGAGGAACAUUCUCAACUUAAAAGGGAGCACCGAGAGAAAUGUCGAGAACACCAAACUUUAAAAAGUAUUUGUGCUAAAUUAAAAGAAGAUUUAGCAGUGACGAGGUACGAACUCGAAGAACGAGAUCGACUAAUCGCAGAAAAGGGGCUAGUGAUAGUGGGUGAUGAUGCAUCGCCUGAUGAUGAAGAUGAAGAAGUACAACAUCCACCGAAGAAGGCUUUAGUUAGUGUGGAAAAUGCUCAUUUGUUAGAAACUGCAGGAGAUGGAAGUUUAGAUGUACGGUUAUCUCGGUUCCUUAAAGAGAAAAACGAACUUCAAGAUCAAAUUAGCCAUUUAAAACUAGAAUUAGAAGAAGAAAAAAAUAAGAGGAGGAAAAUAAGUUCGGGUGGCAUCUUGAAUGGGCCCUCUUCUGACUAUGAUUAUGACGACAUUCAAAGAGAAGCGAGAAAUCAAUUGUCGGAUUGGAAGUUUAGAGCUCAGAAAGCAGAACAAGAUGUUGCAACACUUCAAGCGACAGUGGCACGAUUAGAAAGCCAAGUUAUUAGGUACAAAACUGCCGCUGAAACCUCGGAACAGUCUGAAGAAGUUCUUAAGGCAGAGAAGAGGAAAUUGCAGCGGGAAGCAAGAGACGCGCUUAGUCGAGCUGAAGAACUUGAAACUGCAAAUUCGCAUUUGCUUAAGAGAUUAGAUAAAUUAAAAAAUGCCAAAUCGGCCUUACUGAAAGAACUGUAG
Messenger RNA from Diabrotica balteata, 1311 nucleotides. NCBI's taxonomy places the organism in Eukaryota, Metazoa, Arthropoda, Insecta, Coleoptera, Chrysomelidae. The record is from the annotation of a GenBank genome assembly.